AUGGUCACCUUUGAAGGUGUCAAGGUGUCACUAGAGGGGUUUGGAAGUUGAGCGGAGGUGUUAAUGGGGGAAAAUAGAUCAUUAUUGGGAAUAUUAACACAUUUUAUUUGAAAGGCUCAUCACUCGAAAGGUCAUUUUACUUUUGGGAACUUCCUGAAAAUCGUCCAGAACACUCCUGGAUGUACCAGAAGAAGGCUAGACCUGCAAAAACUCCUCGUUUUUGAAAAAGGAAACCUCAAAGUCAACGAAACCACUAAAAAUCUGUAAAAAUAGGCCAUUUUGAGGCUUCAAGCCCUUGUUUCUCGAAAGCUAGGAAGUUGUGAAGUUUGAGAUUUUCAGAAUCUUCUACUGGUACGUCAAGGAGUGUUCUAGCCAAUUUUCAGAAAAUUUUCAAAGUGAAAUGACCUCCCUUGUGAGGCACAUCAAAAUUUCAACCGGGGGAGGGGGGUUAAAAAAAGGGUCUUGCUCAUAAUUGGAAGUGGAUUCGGAAUCGGGCUGAACUAAGGAUUUUUGAGAGAGUUUCGGAAUUUCUGGUUUCUUUUAUUUUUUCAAAAAAUCUUUUAAAGAAGGUUCAAUUUUUAACAGGGGAGUUUGAAAAUGAAAAUAUCAAAUUUCGAAUUUCUGAACUUGACUUUUUCCGAAGAAAACCGUUAAUUUGAAUUUUAGUCCUUUUGGAAAAAAAACCUUCUUUUUUUGUAGUUUUUUUUUCAAUGAUAUUGGUAGAUCAAAUAGAAAGACCAUUCCCGCGAAAAUAAACCAGUUUUGACUAACAUUUAAUUUUUCUCAGUUUCAGAUUUUCCUUUCCUUUUUUGUACACAAUCAUCUAUCAAUAUCAAAAAUAGUGAUCAUUUCAUUUUUCAGAUGGUUUUUCUUAUGCUUUGGCAGCUGAUUUUCGGCUUUUUUCCCAACUCAUUUUGAACUAUAGUCCAUUCGCCGCGACUUGAAACUUUCUGCCUAUCUGCGUCUCUCUGUUCCCUCACCGGCGAGGUUAGAGAAACAUGCAAAUAGCACGCAAACGUGAGAGCGUCGCCGGGAGAAAAAGAGGGCGCAGAGAAAUCUCUGCCCUUUCAAGUUGUGGCAAAUGGACUAUAUAAUUAUUUAUUUUGAACUUUCUACAAAUCAAGCCUUUUUUUCAGCUUCAUCUCCAUGAACUAAAUUUUUUUGCAGCUUCAUUAUUUUUUUCAUUUUAUAUUCUUUUUCCAUUUGUGACCCUUAUUCCGAAAAGAAAUAAAAUCUAACUUUUCCACCAGUUUUUCUUCUCUAGAAAGUCAAAUAUUUUUCAGUUCCUUCACGAAAACGACAUCAACAUCGAGUCGAUCGUGGCCAAGAUCAUCAAAUUCAUAUUUUCUUGCUCAAAACCUUCUCGAACCUUGGUAACGCGAACGGGACGCGAAUCGGACGUGUCGGGGCAUUUCUAGUGACCACUUUAGUAGCCUCAGAACUCUUAAGUGAUCCCUUGAAUCGCCCAGAAACGUCCGGAGCACGUCCGUUUCGCGUCACCAUUAUACCGUCCUUCCUUCGAAUAUAACAUAAGUUCGGCCUUUUUUCAGUUUUCCGUUCCAAAAUCCACGAAAAUGAACUCCUUCAACAUCGAAACCAUCGUCGCCAACGUCGUCAAGAAGUACAACAUGCAGAAGGCCCAGAAGACGACCCUGGAGCAGUGGGAAGCACGUCUUCAGCUUUUGAAAGAAGACGUGCAACCAAGAAGUCCAGAAUGGGUUCGAGAAACUGGAAUUCUAUGUGAGUUUUCUAAUAAUUUUUGCAUUGAACCUUCCUACUAGUUCAAGACAAUAUAUUUCUGGGUCUUUUUUGAAGUUUUUCUAGUUUUCUAGUUCAAAUGAUUUAGAAAAUCUUUUUUCAGAAAGAAACACCAUUUUGAAUAUAAUUAGAAAGAUUCUGAGGACACCUGGAUUGGAACAAAGAUGUGUAGUAGAUUUUCAAUAAAGUCCUAGAAAAAAUGUAAAAUUCGAAUAUACUGGCCAUGGUCUCAGUUCGCAGUGGGACUUCUGGAUAAGACCAUGUUUUCUAGAUGUAGUUUUUUACACUGAUUCCAAAUCCGGUCUCAAAAAAAGCUGCAAAAGCCUGUGAAAAAAGUUAGGGACCCUCAAAAGUCGAAAAUUUCAGUGUCUCCGAUUGAACUUAUUUUUAGAGGGUUUGUAAAUCUUGUCCCUCUAGUCAUAAAAAUCAUUAAAGUUUUCUCAGAGAUUAAUUUGGAUCUGGGCUUUUUUUGAGAAAACUAUAAUGGUUUUUUUGUGACCGGAGAGACCACAUUCCCUCCAAAAAUGAGUUCAAUCGGAAAAACUGAAAUUUCCAACCUUUGAGAGUCCCUAACUUUUUCAGAGACGUAUUGGGCUAUUUUUGGGAUCAGAUUUGAAAUCAGCGUGAAAAACUACAUCUAGAAAACGUGGUCUCAUUCAAAAAUCCUACUGCGACCCUUAAAAGAAAAAUCCCAAAAGUCUUCAAUUUUGAAAGAAUAUUUCUUCUGACACAAAAAAAUAGUGAAAAAAUCUUUUUUGAGUUCGAUCUUACGUUGAAGAUGAGGCCGACUUAAGCCAACUCUAUCGACAGACAGGCCAGAAGAUCGCCUUGGAGGUCCAGAGAAUGGCUUUCAGGACUGUGUUAGUUUUCAUUUUUUUUUCCCCCCUCUUUUUUGAACAGAGUAAGAACUACAUUUUUUACUUCAAUCUGAACUUUUCCAUCGUUUUCAAAGUUUAGUUAAGAGCCUGAAGAGGUUAACGGAUUUCUAGUGAUACAAAAACCUGAGAAUAUUUUCCCCAAUUUCCAUUCAAACUUCAUUCAUCCUAAAUUUAUACCCUGAACUUUCAAAACAGAAAUAAUUUCAGAAGUAAGACAUGA
Messenger RNA from Caenorhabditis auriculariae, 2856 nucleotides. NCBI's taxonomy places the organism in Eukaryota, Metazoa, Nematoda, Chromadorea, Rhabditida, Rhabditidae. The record is from the annotation of a GenBank genome assembly.